UUUUAUUUUGUUUCCAUUUCGUCGCUCUCUCCCCUCCCUUCUCCACCGCUGUAUUUCAUACGACACUCUGUGGAGGAAACUGAACCUCUGAAAAGCCGAACCCCACGAGGAAGACGAAGCGGCGAAAAUGGCUUUCAAGCUCAACCCUUUCGUCUCUCAGCCCUACAAGCUCCCUUCCUCCGCUCUUCCGCCAAUCGCGAGCUUCAGAUCUUCCAGGCUCCUCUGGCUCGCUUCCUCUUCUCCGGCUAUCAGCUCCGGCGCCAAGGAAGUAGAGAAUAUCAAGAAGCCGUUUACACCUCCGAGGGAAGUUCACGUUCAGGUCACCCACUCCAUGCCACCCGAAAAGAUCGAGAUCUUUAAAUCUCUGGAGGAUUGGGCCGAGCAGAAUAUUCUGGUUCACCUCAAGACGGUCGAGAAGUCUUGGCAACCCCAGGAUUUUCUGCCGGACCCUGCAUCCGACGGGUUUGAAGAGCAGGUAAGAGAGCUAAGGGAAAGAGCAAAAGAAAUCCCGGAUGACUAUUUCGUUGUCUUGGUUGGAGACAUGAUCACUGAAGAAGCGCUUCCAACCUAUCAAACUAUGUUGAACACUUUGGAUGGAGUAAGGGAUGAAACAGGGGCUAGCCCCACUUCUUGGGCCGUCUGGACAAGGGCGUGGACCGCUGAAGAGAACAGGCAUGGUGAUCUUCUGAACAAGUACCUCUACUUGUCUGGCCGGGUUGACAUGAGGCAGAUUGAGAAGACAAUCCAGUACCUGAUUGGAUCCGGAAUGGAUCCUCGGACAGAAAACAGCCCCUACCUUGGCUUCAUCUACACUUCAUUCCAAGAAAGAGCAACCUUCAUCUCCCAUGGUAACACUGCCCGCCAGGCCAAAGAGCAUGGAGACAUCAAACUCGCACAAAUAUGUGGAACAAUCGCAGCAGACGAGAAGCGUCAUGAAACGGCUUACACCAAGAUCGCCGAGAAACUCUUCGAGAUCGAUCCAGAUGGUACAAUCAUGGCAUUUGCAGACAUGAUGAAAAAGAAAAUCUCAAUGCCAGCCCACUUGAUGUACGAUGGGCGGGACGACAACCUCUUUGAACACUUCUCUGCCGUGGCUCAGAGGCUUGGUGUCUACACAGCCAAAGACUAUGCCGACAUACUGGAAUUCUUGGUCGGAAGGUGGAAGGUUGAGAACCUAACCGGGCUAACAGCUGAAGGGCGCAAGGCACAGGAUUACGUUUGUGGGUUGCCUCCAAGAAUCAGAAGGCUGGAAGAGAGAGCUCGAGCACGAGCCAAGAAAGGACCCAAGAUUCCAUUCAGUUGGAUAUACGAAAGGGAAGUGCAGCUCUAAGACCGGACACAAGUAAAAACCCCUCUUCCAAAGCCACGUCAGAGGUUAAAGGAGGUCUUUCGGGGUCGGUCUUCAGCUGUCUGAUCACAAUGAAUCAGUGAAGAUUACAGCUUUGUUUCUGUCGUGUGAUGGGUCUGAGUUAUGAAGAUGAGGCAGCAGCUGUGUAGUUAGCUUUUCUGUGUUACUGUUGUCUUUUUUGUUCUUGUCAAUGUGAUGUAACCCGUCUUUGUGAGUUUUGUUUCAGUAGUUUUGUCUCAAGAAGUGUAGGCAACUCAUGGCGUUGGCAAUUUUGAUGGAUAAAUAAUUAAAUUGAUGCAUAA
This is a messenger RNA of Tarenaya hassleriana, 1650 nucleotides long. Its product is annotated as stearoyl-[acyl-carrier-protein] 9-desaturase 7, chloroplastic-like. Gene Ontology annotation, biological process: fatty acid biosynthetic process; defense response. Bases 128 to 1330 code for a protein of 400 amino acids. Gene Ontology annotation, molecular function: stearoyl-[ACP] desaturase activity; stearoyl-CoA 9-desaturase activity. The transcript is spliced from 5 exons. NCBI's taxonomy places the organism in Eukaryota, Viridiplantae, Streptophyta, Magnoliopsida, Brassicales, Cleomaceae. Gene Ontology annotation, cellular component: chloroplast stroma. The record is from RefSeq and is a predicted model, not a curated record.